UCUUUAGUCUCUCUCUCUCUCUCUCUAUUUUCUCGGUCUACAUUUAUUUUUUCUGAUCACGUCAUUUCACCCCGACACCCCACUGCAUUAAUUAAAGCUUUUCGUGAUUUCACCAACCGCCCCUUGUUUCUCCAAUUCCCUUCUGUUGAGAUGAGAUGCUAGGUUUUCCGCUGACGGAGCAGAAAUGAAGCAGCAAUUGGGCAGCCCUAACAUCCAGAGGAAGAUACUGUCCUCAGUGUUGGUGAAAUUUGCGGUGUGCUUCCUGUUAUUGACUAUUGGCUACCGUUUGUUAUCCUCGACUUUUAUACACUUCUCGCCGCUUGUGGUUUCUGAGGAUGAUCCCCAAUUGAGUGUAGCCGCCAACACUUCGCCGCCGCCGGCUGAAACCAGUGAAGAUGCAUCGUUCAAUCCUGACCAUUACGCUUCUCAGGAAGGAUGUAAUUUGUUCGUGGGAGAUUGGGUUCCGGAUUCCGAUGGCCCAGUGUACACCAACACUAGCUGCUCGACAAUUGAACCUCCCCAGAACUGUAUGAAAAAUGGGAGGCCUGAUCGGGAUUAUGUUUUCUGGAGAUGGAACCCUAGAGGCUGUAGUUUGCCCAGGCUUGAUCCCAAGAAAUUUCUGGACGUGAUGAAGGCCAAAUCACUUGCCUUUAUUGGUGAUUCCAUCAUGCGUAAUCAUGUCCAGUCUUUGCUCUGCCUUCUCUCUCAGGCUGAACAAUCAGUUGAAGUCUACCAUGAUACCACCUACAAAAACAGGCGUUGGUCCUUUCCUUCCCAUGGCUUCAAUGUCUCUCUGGUGUGGGCUCCUUUCCUCACCAAGGCCCUUACUUUUGAGGAUGAGAAUGGAGUUUCUUCAGGUAUCACCCAGCUGUAUCUGGAUGAGCCGGACACAACAUGGACGCAGCAGUAUGAGAAAUUUGAUCAUGUGAUCAUUGCUGGGGGGAAAUGGUUUCUCAAAUCGGCAAUUUACUAUGAGAACAAGACAGUCGUGGGCUGCCAUAAUUGUCAUAACAACAACAUCACGGAGAUGGAAUUCGAGCACGCCUACCGCAAGGCGCUCAACUCCACUUUGAAAUUCAUCACGGGAUCGAAGCACAGGCCGUCUGUGUUGUUCAGAACCACCACCCCAGAUCACUUUGAGAAUGGGGAGUGGGACACGGGGGGCUACUGCAACAGGACAAGGCCAUUCAAGGCAGGGGAAGCUGAAUUGAAUGUGGUGGACAAGAUAAUGAGGAGAGCAGAACUUGAGGAAUUUGGGAAAGCGGCAGCAAGAGGGUCGGAGAAUGGGGUAACACUGAAGCUGUUGGAUACAACUGCGCUCUCCCUGAUGAGGCCCGACGGGCACCCGGGAGUGUACAGGCAGUUCCAUCCGUACGAGGGGAAAGACGAGAAUGCGAAAAUUCAGAAUGACUGCCUACACUGGUGCCUGCCGGGCCCCAUAGACACUUGGAAUGAUCUGAUGAUGGAAAUGCUGUUGCUCAAUCGGAGACGUCAGAGACAGGAGCGGGGGCCGGGGGGUAACGAAUGAAUGAAGAAGACUCGUUGUACUCGCUAGUGUUGGUUUGUGCUUGUCCGUAGAGGACAUCGUCGGUCUAGAUCUGAUCUGUAAUUUUGGGGAUCCAACAUGAACAUGAGUGAGUGAGUGAGUGAGUGCAGCUGCAGUCUCACCGUCACCGCCAUCUCAUCAAGCAAAGCAGUCAACAUGUUGUACGUACGCACGCAUGUAUGUAUGCAUGUUAUUAGCAAAUCAAUUCCAUUUACGUUCGUUUCAGUCCAUGACCGUGUGAAAAUGGGGCCUGGUCCUGAAUCUGGAUGUAUGCAUAUAGGAUAGGAUGUAUAUA
Molecule: messenger RNA, 1841 nt
Organism: Andrographis paniculata
Lineage: Eukaryota; Viridiplantae; Streptophyta; Magnoliopsida; Lamiales; Acanthaceae
Product: protein trichome birefringence-like 25
Exons: 3
Coding region: 185-1528 (447 amino acids)
Cellular component (GO): Golgi apparatus
Molecular function (GO): O-acetyltransferase activity
Source: RefSeq, a predicted model, not a curated record